Messenger RNA from Prosopis cineraria, 1155 nucleotides. Its product is annotated as fe(2+) transport protein 1-like. Gene Ontology annotation, molecular function: zinc ion transmembrane transporter activity. NCBI's taxonomy places the organism in Eukaryota, Viridiplantae, Streptophyta, Magnoliopsida, Fabales, Fabaceae. The coding region runs from base 11 to 1084 and encodes 357 amino acids. The transcript is spliced from 3 exons. Gene Ontology annotation, cellular component: plasma membrane. Gene Ontology annotation, biological process: zinc ion transmembrane transport. The record is from RefSeq and is a predicted model, not a curated record.
AAAGAAAGUUAUGGCUUCUUGUUUGUGUCCUUGUCCAUGUAAUUCCAAUCUCAGGUUGCUCACCAUCUUCCUCCUUGUUCUCUUCUCCACAGUGUCGCCGAGUGUCGCUGCGUGCGAGUCUAAAUACGAAGGAACCUGCCAUGACAAAAGGCAAGCGUUGAAGUUCAAGGUCAUAGCCAUAUGUUCAAUAUUGGUCGCUAGCAUGAUCGGCGUGUGUCUUCCCGUUUUUUCACGCUCCGUUCCGGCGCUUAAGCCGGACGGGAAUUUGUUCGUUCUGGUGAAGGCUUUCGCUUCUGGCGUUAUUCUGGCGACCGGGUACAUGCACGUUUUGCCGGAUUCCUUCGAUGAUUUGAGAUCUGAGUGUUUGGCCAAAAACCCUUGGCACAAGUUCCCCUUCACUACAUUCGUGGCAAUGCUGGCCGCGAUUUUCACUCUCAUGGUGGAUUCAUUCUCGAUUGGCUACUUCAGGAAGAAGAUCUCUAGUAAUGCUGUUGAAUCAGAUAAUGUUCGUGGAAAUGAAGCCAAGGAAUUAGAGCAAUUUGGCAUUGGUCACGGACAUUGCGGAAAUGAACAUUUAAAGAUCAGUGAGGGGCAAGAACAGUUGCUGAAGCACCGUGUUGUUGCGCAGGUGUUGGAGCUAGGGAUUGUGGUGCAUUCAGUGGUGAUUGGAUUAUCAAUGGGAGCUUCAGAAAACCCUUGCACCAUCAGGCCUCUCAUUGCUGCACUCUGCUUCCACCAAUUCUUUGAGGGAAUGGGCUUGGGUGGCUGCAUACUGCAGGCUGAAUAUGGACACAAGAUGAAGGGCAUAUUGGUUUUCUUCUUCUCAGUAACAACCCCAUUUGGGAUUGCCUUAGGAAUUGGGCUAUCAAAUGUGUACAGUGAUACGAGCCCAACCUCUCUCAUUGUGGAAGGCAUACUAAAUGCUGUAUCCGCAGGGCUUCUGAAUUACAUGGCACUUGUAGAUCUGCUGGCGUCUGACUUCAUGGGUCCUAAGCUCCAACAAAACAUGAAGCUCCAGAUUUGGUCAUAUGUUGCUGUUUUGCUAGGCGCUGGAGGAAUGUCCUUGAUGGCUAAAUGGGCUUAGGGCAUACCAAGCUUUGUUAAGUUUACUGCUCUUCGAAAAGAGAAAAGAAAAUUGAUCGCCACAUUGUUAGA